AUGAGCCAUUCUACCAAGCCCGUCGGAGCCGUUCUGCUGGCCCCUUCCCCUGCUGGCACCAAGUAUGACUUCAUGUACUACUUGAAGGGAGCUGCCGCCGGUGGUAUCUGUUGUUCCAUCACCCAUGGAGCCCUUACUCCCGUCGAUGUCGUCAAGACCCGUGUUCAGCUUGACUCCGCCAAGUACAAUAAAGGUUUGGUUGGAGGAUUCCGUACCAUCAUUGCCGAGGAAGGAGCCAUGGCUUUGACGACUGGUUUGGGAGCCACUGCUGCUGGAUACUUUAUUCAGGGAUGGUUCAAGUUUGGCGGAGUGGAAUUUUUCAAGAUUAACGCUGCCACACGAAUGGGACCUGAAAAGGCCUGGGAGAACAAAACAUCUAUUUAUUUGGCAUCUGCCGCCUGUGCAGAGUUCAUUGCUGAUUUGUUCUUGUGUCCUUUGGAAGCUGUGCGUAUCCGUUCCGUCUCUGAUCCCGAGUUUUGCGACGGUUUGGCCGAUGGUUUCUCAAAAAUGGCCAAGGCCGAAGGUAUCGGCGGUUUCUACGCUGGUCUUCUCCCCAUUUUGGCCAAGCAAAUUCCAUACACUUGCGCCAAGUUUGUGGUGCAAGGAUCUGCUGCUGAUUCCAUCUAUGCUUCCAUGGGAAAGAAGCCCUCAGAGUGCGGAAGUGGAACCAACCUUUCUAUUUCUCUCUUGAGUGGUGUCAUUGCUGGAGUGGCAUCUGCCAUCAUUUCUCACCCUGCCGAUACACUCUUGUCCAAGGUCAACAAGGCUGGUGCUGGUGGUGAUGGACCAAUGAUGACCCGUCUCGCAAACAUUGCCAAAGAAAUUGGCUUCUACAAGCUCUGUACGGUCGGAUUGGCCCCUCGUUGUGUGAUGAUUGGUACUCUCACUGCCGGACAAUUCGGUAUCUUCGACACUGUCAUGGGUGCCUUGGGAGCUUCCAAAUUCCACUUUGUAAACCCCAACGAAGCGUAG
This is a messenger RNA of Seminavis robusta, 972 nucleotides long. NCBI's taxonomy places the organism in Eukaryota, Bacillariophyta, Bacillariophyceae, Naviculales, Naviculaceae. The record is from the annotation of a GenBank genome assembly.